AUGUUUAACGAAGACCAAGAAAGGGCUCACCGACUAGGGUUUGGUUUCAGGGGGUCUAGAUCCGUUUUAGUGUACAUACAUCUGCACGCACGGGUGGCCGCAGAGAAAAGCGAGGGGUUCAGGAAAACGUCCACGCCAGCAUAUACGGCAAACGGACGGUUUGUGGUCCAGUGGCAAAACCGCCAAGGAAUUUGGCAGCUGGGGGUGAAACUGGGCAGGUUCUAUCACAACCAUAGCGUAUUGAGAGAGACGUAUGCUACGUAUCCAUGUGCGCGCGGCGUAUCGGAUGUUGUGGUUGCACCGCGUGUGGAAGGGAUGCUUGCCGUUGGAGCGAAACGUUCCAAAAAUUUUGACUACUUGCUGGAGCACGAACAGAACGUGAUUAAAGCUGAUGUGGACAAUAUGAUGCAAGCUUUUGCGUCGUCAGUGUCGUCGCUGGACGACAAAUAUGCUACUGCUGCUGAAGUUGGUGCCUUGGACGCGGCUGACCCAAUGAAUUGUACGAGCAUAGCUGAAACUGAGAACGGGGAGACUGGGGUGAUUUCGUUGGGUACAGCGUGCAUGCGUCAGAUGUUCAGCCGCUUUGGAGAAGUCCUGUUGGUCGAAUGUACGCGCAAAACUAACAGCUUUUAA
Messenger RNA from Phytophthora nicotianae INRA-310, 633 nucleotides. RefSeq lists its product as hypothetical. The record is from RefSeq and is a predicted model, not a curated record. The transcript is spliced from 2 exons. Lineage: Eukaryota; Oomycota; Peronosporomycetes; Peronosporales; Peronosporaceae. Bases 1 to 633 code for a protein of 210 amino acids.